Messenger RNA from Vidua chalybeata, 1480 nucleotides. RefSeq names its product C-X9-C motif containing 4 (gene CMC4). The record is from RefSeq and is a predicted model, not a curated record. The transcript has 2 exons. Bases 4 to 231 code for a protein of 75 amino acids. Gene Ontology annotation, cellular component: mitochondrial intermembrane space. Lineage: Eukaryota; Metazoa; Chordata; Aves; Passeriformes; Viduidae.
AACAUGUCCCAGAAGGAUCCCUGCCAGAAACAAGCCUGUGAAAUACAGAAAUGCUUGCAAGCGAACAACUACCUGGAGUCCAAGUGUGAAGCUGCGCUUCAGGAGAUGCGGAAAUGCUGCGCUCGGUACACCAAGGGCAGAUCCGUCUGUUGUUCAGGGUUUGAGAGAGAAGAAAGGGAGAGAGAAAAGCUUAAGUUGACUUCAAAAGGAAUUUCCCCACCACCUCAGUAACACAAUGCAGCUCCAGCAGGUGCUGGAGCAUGGACUCACUUGAAGAGCUCAUGUGUGUUUUUUCAAGCCUUCUUUAGACUUUCAGAAAAGCCAGAUUGCUCCUGGAACACACUGUUCAGCACACCAAAAAGCAUUACACAGUACCAACAUAUGGCCUGGUUAACAAACUUUAUUUUCUGUAUGAAAACAUAAUCUAUGUUGCCUCUGCACCACACCUGUGAAAUGUCAACUUGAUAUUUUUAGGAUGCUUACCUUACUCUAAUCCAUCCUUGCUCUAAAAAUGGAGAAUUGGAACCGAGUUGUUCUGGCUUCUGGAGCGAGAGGUACAGGAAAUGAGCUCAGAAGAGUGAGUUUAAAUGUGAAACAAACCCAUCUUGACACAACAAAGGUAUUGCUGCCACCAUGCAGUAGUUCCAGACAACAUUUUCCUGUCCAGUGGUUCAAGCUCAAGAAUGGGAAUCAGGUCUGAUGAUUGUUCCUAAGUCUUGUAUAGAUCAUGAGUGACUACAAGUCACUUUGCCUAAGUGCCUCACUUUUCCACUGGACAGAGUUGUUUAUUUUAUAUUUGAAUUGCCUACACGCUGCUAUUUGCAUGAUAAAGAUGUUACAGGAAUAUAAUUUCAGGGAUUGCUACAGGGAUAGGAUAUUUUUUUAAAAAGCAAUAUUCAUUUGAAAGAUUUGACUGUUGAUACAAAAUUUAUAAAUUUAUGUCUAAUUGAACACCUUUAAGCAAUAUGCUUUGAAUCCAAGUCCAGUUAAAACUGCUGAUACCCAAAGGCCUGUCACAGAGCCCUGGGCUAGAUCCAAGAACUGACUUAGGUGCUGCUUACUGAACAAGCAGUUGUAGGCAGUUAUUUUCCACUCAGCAUUCCAGACUCACUCCCAAGCCGGCUGUGUCUGGACCCCAGGAGAGAUGGCUUUCCAGAAGCUCUCGGCCAUGCAGCAGAAUUUCCUGUGACCUGUAGGAAGAGCUCAUAGACAGGUUCCUGCACCACCCUUCAGAGCUGCCUGUAGCAGGAGUCCAGGCACCCAAAGAUCAGGCUCCCAACCCACUAGCCCUAACUCUGUAUUAGAUCUAGCCGUAAAGGACUUUUGUGCUGUGAUCAAGUACGACUUACUUAUGAAAUAGAGCUUCUAUAAACCACUGAGGUCUAGGCACAAUAGUUGUGUGUACUGAAGCCUAGAAGAGCAAACCAUCUGUAUUCACUGCUCUGAAAUACCAUGGUACAAAAUAAACAACUGGAACGAA